Messenger RNA from Cydia strobilella, 781 nucleotides. RefSeq names its product D-aminoacyl-tRNA deacylase (gene Dtd). The record is from RefSeq and is a predicted model, not a curated record. Gene Ontology annotation, molecular function: D-tyrosyl-tRNA(Tyr) deacylase activity. Gene Ontology annotation, cellular component: cytoplasm. Lineage: Eukaryota; Metazoa; Arthropoda; Insecta; Lepidoptera; Tortricidae. Gene Ontology annotation, biological process: tRNA metabolic process. The coding region runs from base 124 to 618 and encodes 164 amino acids. The transcript is spliced from 5 exons.
AAUAAUAUAAUAUAAUUAAUAUAAAGUUUAAAUUGAGUACCUACCGUAAACCGUACUAGAAAGUAAAACUGUCUAGUAUUAUAAAAAACCUAAUUAGUAAGAGUAUCACAGAAAAGUUGAACUAUGAAAGCAUUAAUACAGCGCGUUAUGAAUGCUAAAGUUACCGUAAAUGGUGAAGUUGUUAGUAAUAUAGAGCAAGGGUUAUGUGUUCUAAUCGGAAUUUCCAAGAAUGAUAACUUGAUGGAUAUGGAAUACAUUGACAAACGAUGGAGCAAGAGUGUGGUAGACAAGGAUUACGAAGUGCUGUGUGUUAGUCAAUUCACCUUGUACAAUACUUGGAAGGGUAACAAGCCAGACUUUCAUAAUGCAAUGGCAGGUGAUGAGUCUAAAAAGUUUUAUGAACAGUUUAUAGAAGUGUUAAAAAAAAGUUACAAGCCGGAGAAAAUUAAAGACGGAGUAUUCGGGGCGUAUAUGCAAGUAUCCAUUGAAAACGAUGGCCCUGUCACAGUGAGCAUAGAUUCGCCGGUCAGGGACGAGAAAACUCUCCCCAAGGAAAAUUCUAGGAACUCGCAGAAGGUUAAAGUGAUUACAAAUUGUGAGGGAGAUCUACAAUCUUAGUAAUGUUGUAAGUUAUUGCAUAUUUUAUGUAGACAAGAAAAAUAUAUUUAUAUUCAACUACCUAUUAACUUUUUAUGACAACGCAAAAUUCAACACAGAUGACUUUACAGUCAAGUAGAUGGUUAAUUCUAACUGAGAUCUAUGCUGGCUGUAGAGAGGAUAG